UGGGGCUGCACCUCCUCCCACCCCCACUUACCGUGCUCCCCCAGCUGAGCGCCUGUGUGCGCACACGUUUAAAAAAAUUUAAACGUGACCGAAAAGCAAAGGGUUAACCGUGCUCUUUAAAUAUUCAUGUCAUUGUUUAAAGGUGUAAACGUGCGGCUCUUAGGUUGGAGUAGAUUCUCUUGUUAUGCAGAUUUACUACAGUGGGUCGCGGAGAACUCCUAUCCCGGGCACCCACCUUAUCAUCACCCCUCCAGCCCACCGCACCCCACGCACCCCACACCCCCAGUCCAAAUAUGUAUGAAUUUAUUUCUCUGCGGUUCGAAGACUUGUCGUCUUCGUUCCAUUUGGAAUUUUAAAACUCCUGAGUGCUUUAUGGGCUUAGAUGUUUUAAGCUUUUUUUCUCUACAGAAAUUUGGGGAAAUAGGUUUAAAAGGAAAUUAGUCCUCCAAAUUCCCCUCCGCGGUUUGUUUUCCUCCCUUUUUUGCAUGCGGGUUGGAAGUAGAAAAAUAACUGAAUGCUUAGAGAGUUGGAUUUUAUUUUCCUGGUAAGAGUGAGGCGAUGUUGAACGGGAGGCAUUUGGGAAGGAAAGGACUCUUGUUUUUGUUCCAAAUCCCUCCAAGUCUGAGUGCUUUUAGAUUUUUCCUAACUUUAAAAUGGCUUCAAACCGCCCAUCUGGGUAACUUGGUUUGCUCUCCUGCUGCCCUCUCUUUACUCACAUUGUGUUAUUGCUAUUUUGGAAGGUUUACUCCUCUACCGUUGUAGGUUUCAAACAAAAACCAUUGCUCAUCCCAAAUAUGCUUUUGGUGAAGACAGUUUGGAUUACUGCCCAAAUUCAGGCUUUGUGAGAUUUAUUUUAAAUGAGUGAUGUGCUUCCCAAGGGCCUGAAAACUAGAAAUGGGAAUUGUUUUUAGUCAUAAAUUUUAUAGGGGAAACUGACCCUAAAAUUUGGGGCAUCUGUAAUUCCAUGCCCAAUAAAGUAUCAUUCUGGAGGUUUAUACACCCGAAGGAGCAUGUGUUAAGUUUUUGGUUGAGCCCUAAUAACUUAAACCUUAGAAGAACUCAUUCCAGAAACUUCUGGUGGUACCAAGUAAGCAUAAAUGCUAGUAAUUUAGUACAGUUCUGCAGUGAAAAGCAAUGAGCAUUAACAUAGUUUGUCAAUGAUGUGUGUGUGCUAGUUUGCUGGGCGGGAUGUUUGCUUUCUAGGAAGUAACACUGCAUUAAAACAUCAGAGAAUUUUCCACUGCUCACUUGAAGAAAAUGAACCUUGCUGUGUUAAAGCCAUUCUAGUUUUUAAGUUGUAUUCUUUAGUGAGGCUUCCUAUUAGUUUUGAAUCUUGAAUACUUUUGGGUCAGAGUGAAAAAAGUUUUUUCUAAAAUGGGAUUUAGCAUCAUGAAGAAUUAAUUUCCAUCCAUGUCAUUUCCCCCACUAUACCGCACAAUUUUAUUAGCUUUUUUUGGUUCUAUUAUGAACUAGCGAAAGAAAUUAAAAGGUUGUUUUGUUAGUGGAUCUGUCUGUUCUAAUUCCCACUCUGUCUCUGGUGAAUUCUCCUACCGCCCCAUACCUCUGGCCUGCACCCCAGUUCUAUGCAAAAAAAAAAAGAUUAUCCAGAAAAUUCACUUUACCAGGUCUAAUUUCUACACAUAGUCCUUCCAGGUUGACAGAUGAAGUGCCUAAAAGAAACUUUGGGUUCUGUGUCAUUCAUGUCAGCUGCUGGUCACCCUUCCUUCUUCAGAGGAGGACUUCCUCCUUGCCCCUGGACUCUCCAUUAUAACAACACUCCAGACAUCAGAUCUUCCUAGAAGAUAUCUAUAAUGGUGGAUCUAUAAAGUAACCAGCUGACUAGAGAAGGAAGGGAGGAGUCAGCCUUGAGGUGUGUGCACCCAAGAACCAUGUCUACGCGGGAGUCCUUUAACCCGGAAAGUUAUGAAUUGGACAAGAGCUUUCGGCUAACCAGAUUCACUGAACUCAAGGGCACAGGCUGCAAAGUGCCCCAAGAUGUCCUGCAGAAAUUGUUGGAAUCCUUACAGGAGAACCACUUCCAAGAAGAUGAGCAGUUUCUGGGAGCAGUUAUGCCAAGACUUGGCAUCGGAAUGGACACGUGUGUCAUUCCUCUGAGACAUGGCGGUCUUUCCUUGGUUCAGACCACAGAUUACAUUUACCCUAUUGUCGAUGAUCCUUACAUGAUGGGCAGGAUAGCAUGUGCCAAUGUCCUCAGUGACCUCUACGCAAUGGGUGUCACAGAAUGUGACAACAUGCUGAUGCUCCUUGGAAUCAGUAAUAAAAUGACUGACAGGGAAAGGGAUAAAGUGAUGCCCCUAAUUAUACAGGGUUUUAAAGAUGCAGCAGAAGAGGCAGGAACGUCUGUAACUGGCGGCCAAACAGUAUUGAACCCAUGGAUCGUUUUGGGAGGAGUGGCUACCACUGUUUGCCAGCCGAAUGAAUUUAUUAUGCCAGAUAAUGCAGUGCCAGGGGACGUGCUUGUGCUGACAAAACCCCUGGGGACACAAGUGGCCGUUGCCGUGCACCAGUGGCUGGAUAUUCCUGAAAAAUGGAAUAAAAUUAAACUAGUGGUCACCCAAGAAGAUGUAGAGCUGGCAUACCAAGAGGCGAUGAUGAACAUGGCCAGGCUCAACAGAACAGCUGCAGGACUCAUGCACACAUUCAAUGCCCACGCUGCCACUGACAUCACAGGCUUUGGGAUUUUGGGUCAUGCGCAGAACCUGGCCAAGCAGCAGAGGAACGAGGUGUCCUUUGUCAUUCACAACCUUCCUGUGCUGGCCAAGAUGGCUGCUGUGAGCAAGGCCUGCGGAAAUAUGUUUGGCCUCAUGCAUGGGACCUGCCCAGAGACCUCAGGAGGCCUUUUAAUAUGUUUACCACGUGAGCAAGCAGCUCGGUUCUGUGCAGAGAUAAAGUCCCCCAAAUACGGUGAAGGUCACCAAGCGUGGAUUAUUGGGAUCGUAGAGAAGGGCAACCGCACAGCCAGAAUCAUAGACAAACCUCGGAUCAUCGAAGUCGCUCCACAGGUGGCAACUCAGAAUGUGAACCCCACGCCCGGUGCCACCUCCUAAUCUAAACCGAAAUAGCUGUUUGGUCUUGUUUUUAAAUAGAUUUAUUUCCUUUAUCAUCACUUCAAUUAAAGACUAUAAACAACACAAAUCUCAUUGUGUCUACACAUCUGGUGACCUUAGGUCGAUUUGUGAGUGGAUGCAAUUAAUAAAAUAAAAUCCAUUGCUUUUUUUUUUUUUUUCCUGUUACAUUAACUGAAGAUGCACCUAAUCUUGAGGCAGCUUCUGAGUUGAGAAUUAUAUUGUUAUCCAAUACUGUUGAUUCAUUUUGAAUCUUUAGACACUUAUCUCUCGCCGCAUAGGCUCUUUUCAAAGGUGCUUUCACACAGCACAGACAUUACCAAUAGUAGUGUCAAUAGCAGUUUGUGUCUUUUCAUUUUGUGUAUAUUUAUCAUGAUCAGUCUGAUCUUUUCUAAGUGUCUUGAAUGAGAUUCUGGAAGGCAGAGUUGGUAAGUGACACAAUGGUACCCCAGUAAUAAAAAGGUUGCAUGAUUCCUUUGAGUCUUCGAUUUGUAAAGCCCGGUCUUCUCAUUCAAGAGCUUCUCUUUGACCCAGGUCAUUUCCCAACAGUGCAUUUAGUCAAAUAAGGCAAGUGCUUAAUUCUGCAUGGAAAGCACUUUGAAGACUUUUUUUUUGUAGCCUUCCAAAUACUUACAGUAAUCAUUAACUUUCCUUUAUUGGUAGCAAAAAAGGAUACUUUUUGCAAUGUAAUUAGAUGUUCUAUAGUGCAACAGGAAUUGCCUUCCAAAAGGGGGUUCAUGUAUAAUACUCAUUACAAGUCAAUAUAUAAUUAACUACACAAAUAGUUUUUAAGUAUAAUCAAUAAUAAAGACUGUUCUGUGGAUGGUAGUGUUUAAUACCUUUUACAUUUUGUAUAGUGAUUUCAGGCCUUUUGUUUUCUUAAAAUCAACAGCUACUUAGCCUAAUUCUUAGCAUUACUUUGUUCUUUGUGCCAGUACAUUUUUGUGCACGCUUUUUGUGAUUUGUUAAAAAUCUGCAUUGCCAACAUGGCAGCUUGAACUUAAAACUUGUUAUUCAAAUAAAUAUUUAAAUUUUUUAAUUGCUCUUGUAUAAUCAGAUGCCCCCUUUUAGUAUUAUUUUAGAAGCAUUGGGAGGGUUUUGGCUAAAGUACAGUUUAUUGGGGAAAACUAGAUUUUAGUUUUAUAAAACUUUUAAGUCUUUCAUGGGACCUAUAUUUUCUUGAAUUAAAUUUUGUAGCUCUAGAACAAAUAGGCAAUCUAAAAAGGUGUUUAUCUGUGUUACUUAAGUACAGAGGCUUCCUUAUAUUAACCUGCUAAGGGAUAAGGAGCGAUUUCUUCAUUAAGCACAAGCGCACUGACUGCUUACGAGUCCACAUAAAAGAGAGCCUGUCACCGAGUUCCUGCGUGCUUCCUGCUCACAGGCGCCAGAGCUUGUGAACCCAUCAUCUUGCCAAAGGAAACUACCAUUCGGAACCUGAAACCGUAGAUGAGGCUUUCACCCGACUCGCCCUCCUUCAGGAACCAAAAGGCAGCCUUACCCAUGUGGAACUGGAACUCAAGCCAUAAGCCCGGGGGCGGUACCCGAGAGGCUGCUACUGAACUGAGAUGGACAUUUUAUAGGAAUUUAUACAGAUGUUGGUCCUCAAAAGCUACAAACCAGUGGUCUGCAAAAUAAAAUGUGUUGGAAACCUCU
Messenger RNA from Condylura cristata (star-nosed mole), 4739 nucleotides. It is a transcript of the gene SEPHS1, whose product is annotated as selenophosphate synthetase 1. Gene Ontology annotation, molecular function: ATP binding; selenide, water dikinase activity. NCBI's taxonomy places the organism in Eukaryota, Metazoa, Chordata, Mammalia, Eulipotyphla, Talpidae. The record is from RefSeq and is a predicted model, not a curated record. Gene Ontology annotation, cellular component: cytoplasm. The transcript has 9 exons. Gene Ontology annotation, biological process: L-selenocysteine biosynthetic process. The coding region runs from base 1890 to 3068 and encodes 392 amino acids.